Molecule: messenger RNA, 744 nt
Organism: Anopheles maculipalpis
Lineage: Eukaryota; Metazoa; Arthropoda; Insecta; Diptera; Culicidae
Exons: 2
Coding region: 1-744 (247 amino acids)
Source: RefSeq, a predicted model, not a curated record
AUGAAGUCUUUGAAGGCGUUGGUGACACUCUUAGGAAUAUGUUAUUGUUUUAACAAUAUUCUUACUGUCGAUGCAGGUCGUUUGGCUUCGAUGAAAGUGGUCGAGCGCCUAAAAGAGAUUGAACCGAAACAUGCCGACAUUAAGUCUCGCAUAAUUAACUUCGUCUACUCGGCAAAGUACAACUUGGUACAAAAAACGGACCAGUUUUACAAACAAUUGUUUGCGACAAAGGAAGUAUCUCUCGACAGUGCGAUAGCACUCGAGGAUGAGCUUCUAUAUCAACUCGAGCAUCAGUCGACAUCGGUUGAUCGCAGUUGUCUUAACUUCCUUAAAAUAAUUGUGGAAAACAACAUGAACGUGGCGGGUGUUGGAUACACGAACUGUGUUAACGAUGUGGAACGGGGGAUAGAUAUGGAGCUGGAGCGUGCCCAAAGGUUGCUGGAAGUGGAUGAGUCUGAAAUUUUCUACCAUAGUCUGUUGGACGUUUUCGAGGGUGAGAAUAUUAUUGCGGGUCCCGAUGCAAUCUUGGCAAAGCUGAAGAGCAAGGCGGACGAAAUUGAUGGCUUUGCCAGUGACUUCUUUACGAGCAUAUUUGGGAUUGUGGAACAGUUUUCCUCCAGGCUGUGGGACUUGAGAAAUGGUUAUCAAUCGUGCUUGAACGUUAAUGAGUCUAUAUUGAAAGCAACAUCGGAUGCGUCGAAAAAUCAGCUGAUAAGCAUUUGUUUGGGAUCGAUCGUUAAAUAG